UACUAUAUCUAGAUAAACAGUGUGGCUGAGCCUGUGGCUCUCUCUGCAAGCUCCACUCUCAGCUCACUUCUUGGAGGUUCUCACACUUCAUGCUGCAGUCAGGAGCUCAACAGAGUCCAGCAUGAUUCUUCUCACUGUGCUGUUCCUUUGCAUCAUUUCCACCUACUCAGCCUCUGUUAAAGGGCACACUACUGGGCCAAGCCUAAAUAAUGACAAGCUAUAUAAGUUUGCUUACUCAGCUGAAGUCUAUGUUGAUCGGGUGAAAGCAUCACUGCAGAGAAGUGCAGGAUAUCGGAUUUCUUCUGGUGUGGAUGUCAACCUCUUAUGGAGAAAUCCUGACAAUGAUGAUGACCAGCUGGUCAAAAUUACGAUGAAGGAUGUUCAGGUUGAAAACGUGAAUGAACGUGCAGCUGCUAAAAACAUAUUCAAAGGAAAAAGCACGGAGAAGAUCAUCGGGAAAGAGUAUCUGGAGGCUUUACAGAGGCCCAUAUUGAUUGAGCUAGUCCGUGGAAAAGUCAAAACCUUCUACUCAUAUCAAAAUGAACCUGGUUUUACUCAGAACAUUAAGAGAGGUCUGGCUAGCCUUUUCCAGCUACAGCUGCACUCUGGCUCUUCUCGUGAGGUGGACAUUUCUGGGAAAUGCAGUACUACUUACCAUGUGCGGCAAGAUCAAGUGACUAAAAUAAAAGACCUGGACUCCUGUGAAAUAGAAAAGAAAAGAUUUACCAGCCACAGCCGGAUCUUGGAUGUCAGUACAAAAGCCACAUCUGCUACAGUUUAUGUGCUGGAAGACAGUUUCAUUAAAUCCAUUAAGGCAGAAGAAAAUUUCGCUUUUGUUGUGAAUUACCGACGAAAAACAGGUGCCAAAAUAGUUUCAAAGCAGAGGCUGGAACUGAAGUCAGUCCAAGCUGGGAUGGGACUGAUCGCUGCAAAGCAAGUCGCUGGUGUGAUCAAGACCUUGGACCCCAAAUAUGUUGCUGUGCCCCUGGAAGCAGAGCCAGUGAAAUCUGAAUGCAAAAAGUGCCCUUCACUUUCUGAGCACUGGCAGAGCAUCAGAGAACAAAUGCAUCCUGACAAAAUUUCCAAACCUGAAGCAGCAAAAAGCUUUUUGUCCUUCAUUCAGAACAUCAGAAAAGCUACAAAAGAGGAGAUACUUAAAAUUAUUAAAAGUGAAAAUAAAGAAUAUCUUCCACAGGUGGUGGAUGCUGUAACCUCAGCUCAGACACCAGAAUCACUGGAAGCUGUACUGGAGUUUCUUGACUUUAAGGAUGCAAGCACUUUUAUCCUGCAGGAGCGGUUCCUGUAUGCCUGUGGAUUUGCUUCUCGCCCCAGUGAAACGCUCCUGAAAUCGUUAACUGAGAAGUUCAAGGGGGAUGUUGCCAGUCAAGAAAUCAGAGAAACUCUUGUCAUUGUCAUGGGAGCGCUCAUUAGAAAGCUGUGUGACAGGGAAGGCUGCAAGCUGCCAGCUGUUGUGGAAGCCAAAAGGUUGAUUCUAAAUAGACUGGAGAAGGCCAAGAAAGACGACAAUGUGCAGAUGUACCUGCUGGCACUGAAGAACGCGCUUCUUCCCGAAGCAAUUCCAGUACUCCUGAAGUAUGCUGAGUCAGGAGAAGGGCCCAUUAGCAGCCUUGCUGCCACUGUCUUGCAGAGAUACGAUCCCUCUUUUCUCACCAAAGAGGUGAAGGAAACAAUGAACAGGAUAUACCACCAGACUCGCAAAGUCCAUGAAAAGACAGUGAGAACCACAGCAGCUGCCAUCAUCUUAAACAGUAACCCAUCCUACAUGGAAGUGAAAAACAUCCUGCUCUCCAUUGGGGAACUGCCUAUGGAAAUGAACAAGUACAUGCUCUCCAUGAUCCAAGAUAUACUGCGCUUUGAAAUGCCUGCAAGCAAAACAGUUCGGCAAGUUCUGAAGGACAUGCGUGCCCAUAACUACGAUCGCUUCUCCAAGAUGGGCUCUUCCUCUGCCUACACUGGAUAUAUCACUCGUGGUCCUGAUGUGUCAUCCACAUACAGCCUCGACAUCCUCUACUCUGGCUCUGGCAUUUUACGGAGAAGUAACAUGAACAUCCGUGUUUUCGACAGAAGCACUGAACUUCAUGCCAUCCAGGUGGUUCUCGAAGCUCAGGGCCUGGAGUCCAUAAUAGCUGCAACUCCUGAUGAAGGCGAGGAAAACCUGGACUCCUUUGCUGGCAUGUCAGCCAUUCUGUUUGAUUUCCAGCUCAGGCCAGUGACAUUUUUCCAAGGGUAUGGUGAUCUAAUGUCCAAAAUGCUCUCAGCAACUGGAGAUCCCAUGAAUGUGGUGAAAGGACUUGUCCUCCUCACAGAUUUCUUACAGGAGAUCCAGCUGCAGUCUGGGCCCACAGCCAGUGCAGAGUUCCUGGGUGGACUGGCCAUCGACAUCUCCGGAGGGAUGGAGUUCAGCCUGUGGUACCGCGAAUCCAAAACCAACGUCAAGAACCGGGUAGCCAUAUUUAUAGCUGGUAACACCGAGGUGGAUUCCUUCUUUGUAAAAACUGGUAUGGAAACCACUUUGGAAACAGAAACAGCUUUAGACUUCAUCUCCACGGUGCAGUUUUCACAGUACCCAUUUUUGGUCUGUAUGCAGAUGGAUAGAGUGGACUCUCCAUUCAGGACUCACACGAGCAAGUACGAGAGCCUGCCCUCUGGCAGGCGCUACACUGCCAGCAGCGGGAGGGCAGCCACGCUGGCAGGGAACGAAUACCCUCUCCACCAGGAAAACUCCAACAUGUGCAAGAAGGUGUUCGGCGCGAAGUCUGACUCCGCUGGCAGCUGGUUUUGAAAGCAGCACCUGGGAUCCUGCUUUCCUGAAUCCCUCAAUGACUUAGGCCUGCACACACUUUACCAACAUGGAGCUUGACCUUGCACUGCUGCAUUAAUGGGAAAUUUGCCAUUGAUUUCAACGGGCCAGGAUCAAACUCUCAGUGCGUGCACAGUGUUUACAUAUUAACCUAUAUUUAAAACUUUUGUAAAAAAAAACCCUAAGGCAAAUAAAGACCAAUUUGGUAGCAUUCUGUGCACUCCCGUUAGGGUGGUGCCCAUUUUUCAUUUUUACUUUUUUGUGCCAAAAGCAAAAGUAAUCCUUCUUUUUUUUUUUUUUUUUCUUGGGGAAUACAGAAGUCUGUGUUUUUGAUGUCUGGGAAGAACAAUUAUGUAUAAAGAAUGAUUAUUUAUAAAUGUAUUUUAAAGUAUUUCAGUGUUUUAGGCCUAUGGCCAAUCCCUGUAGAAAUAUUCAAGUACAAUUAACAUCCAGAUAGGAUCAU
Molecule: messenger RNA, 3284 nt
Organism: Lonchura striata (white-rumped munia)
Lineage: Eukaryota; Metazoa; Chordata; Aves; Passeriformes; Estrildidae
Gene: MTTP
Product: microsomal triglyceride transfer protein
Biological process (GO): lipoprotein metabolic process; cholesterol homeostasis; lipid transport
Cellular component (GO): Golgi apparatus; endoplasmic reticulum; basolateral plasma membrane
Molecular function (GO): lipid binding
Source: RefSeq, a predicted model, not a curated record